AUGACGACAGCAACGACGCGGGACGUUGAAGAAACCGAAACCGAAGCAUUAGGACCAAGAAUUCCCAUGGCGGAAGAGCAAAUCAAGGCCACGUCAGACACGGCAAACCCUUCAGGCGGCUCGCUUCGCUUCAAAAUCGGAAACUGGCUUCACUCUGUCUCCGUCAGCAACUCUCCUGAGCACCCUGAGAAUUCACCUGGACUCUGGCACCGUUUCAAGCACGGUCACAGCAUGCAUGAUCACAGCACGCAGCACAGCAGCAUGCAGCACGGCAGUAUGCAGCACAGCAGCAUGCAGCACCAUGAGUCUCCUGCUGCGGCCGCCUUUCCCCCCAGGGGGGGCUCCAGUGCUGUUCACAGCAUGGCGAGCAGUCGGAACAGGCCGAUUGGUGGGGGGAUUGCGGAGGAGCAUUCGGAGGAGUGUGGGGAGGAGGGGGGCGAGGGGGGCGUGGGGGCAGGGGGCGAUUGGGAGCAGCCUGGGCAGGAGGAAACAGUGGCGCCUUUUGAGAGACGAUUCGUUGAGCUCAGGGCCCUGGAGCUGCUGAGCUGGCUGGUGCCCGCGUAUUUCUUUGGAACCCUCCUUACGACCUUCAUUCUCUUCAUCCUCAUCACCUUGUGGUGGCCUGAAUACCACGACCUCCUCACAGGCAAGGGCAUCAACGUGGUCUUCAACUCGGCCUUCCAGUCCGUGUCUGCAUUCGCCAACGCAGGGUUCGGACUAAUGGACGAGAACCUCAUUCCCUUCCAGCGCAACGUGCCCUACCUGCUGGUCGUGGCCGUGCUGAUCCUAGUAGGCAACACCAUGUACGCCCCCAUGCUCCGUGGCGUGCUGGCGCUGCUGCACAGCACGAGCAGGAAGGACAGCAGCCGAUGGCACAUAACGCGGUAUCUAAUGGACCAUCCGCGCAAGUGCUACACGCAGCUCUUCCCACACACGCAGACGCUCUGGCUGCUGCUCACCAUUGUCGCUUUCAACACCACUCAGGCUUUCUUCAUCAUGGUUCUCAACUGGAACACCCAGGCCUUUGAAGGUCUCGGAGGCGGGUACCAGUUCUUUGACAGCUGGAUGCAGUCCGUGAGCACACGCAAUGCAGGCUACUCCAUUGUCAACAUCUCCUACCUCACUGCCGCCACCAACUUCCUCUUUUGUGGUUUCAUGUACGUGGCAGUCUACCCGGUGUUUCUCACGCGUCAAUCCUCCCGAGAGCAGCGAGACGUGCACGACAGCGACGACCUAGCAGUGUUUGCAGAGGACCUGCACGGGGGCGUGCUCGACUCCUCCGUGCUGGCGCAGGGCCGGCACCUGGUGGCACAGGACUCGGUGUACCUGUUUGUCUCCAUCUUCCUCAUCUGUGUCAUCCAGAAUGGAGAAUUCAAUUCUGACCCCGCCAACUGGACCGUCUUCAAAGUGAUCUUCGAGAUUAUCAGUGCCUACGGCAACGUGGGACUGUCUCUGGGAAACAGCUGCCCCACCAGCAACCCCGAUUGCACUGACGCUCCGCCCUACAGCUUCUCAGGCUCGUGGUCGGUACUCUCUAAGUUAUUAGUCAUCCUCGUGAUGCUUCUCGGGCGGCACAGAGGGCUACCAGACAACAUUGACGCCGCCAUUGUCAUUCCGCCGCCCAAGCAAUUCCAGCGCCAGCCUCGACAGCAAAUCAAAGAGGAUCCGGCUGUCCUGCUCACACGCGCGCUCACAAUGACCAAGUCUCAGCCCAGCUCUCUCAUGCGCCGCCUCUCCUC
This is a messenger RNA of Closterium sp. Naga37s-1, 1739 nucleotides long. The record is from the annotation of a GenBank genome assembly. NCBI's taxonomy places the organism in Eukaryota, Viridiplantae, Streptophyta, Zygnematophyceae, Desmidiales, Closteriaceae.